This is a messenger RNA of Lecanosticta acicola, 2299 nucleotides long. NCBI's taxonomy places the organism in Eukaryota, Fungi, Ascomycota, Dothideomycetes, Mycosphaerellales, Mycosphaerellaceae. The record is from the annotation of a GenBank genome assembly.
AUGGCGGCCGAGCAGGCUGAACACGGCAUCAACGGCGUCGGAAACGACGUCAAGAAAGAGGAUGGAACUGAAACUGGGACCAAGAACAUCGGCACCUCAUCUCUCGAGGCGCUUCAGAGCAAGGACUCCCGCAAGAUCAUGGACACGGUCGACGAGCUCCGUCGAAGCGGCCUGGGCGGCAUCAUCAACCUACCGCAGCUCGUAGUCUGCGGCGACCAGUCAUCUGGCAAGAGUUCCGUCCUCGAGGCCAUAACGGAGAUCCCAUUCCCACGAAGAGAGAACCUGUGCACCCGUUUCGCCACCGAGAUCAUUCUCCGUCGUGCCAGCGUCGCCGCCGUCUCGGUCAAGAUCAUCCCGGACAAGCAGCGUCCUGAGCCCGAGCAAAAGAGUCUGAAAGCUUUCAAGAGUGUCAUUGUAGAUUUUGCCGAGCUUCCGAAGCUGAUGGAUGAAGCGACGAAAGCCAUGGGUCUCACGGAUGACGGCAAUGGACCAGCUCGUGCAUUCUCUCGCGACGUUCUCUCGAUCGAGAUCGCAGGUCCCGGCCGUCCUCAUCUCACGCUGGUAGAUCUGCCUGGUCUCAUCCACUGAGAAAACAAGAAUCAGUCCAAGGAGGACGUAGAGCUCAUCCGUGGCCUGAUGAACGACUACAUUAAGGAGCCUCGAACUAUCAUCAUGGCUGUCGUGUCAGCUAAGAACGACUAUGCCAAUCAGAUCAUUCUCCAGAAAUGUCGUGAGGUUGACCCGAAAGGCUCUCGCACCCUUGGCAUCAUCACUAAGCCUGACUUCCUGGAACCCGAUUCUGAGAAUGAGGAGUCAUGGCUUAACUUGGCGAACAACAAGAACAUCCGCUUUGAGCUCGGUUGGCACAUUCUCAAGAACCGGUCCGCCAAGGAAGCGAGCAACAGCUUUGAAGAGCGGAAUUCUGCCGAGACGGCAUUCUUCUCUCAGGGCAGAUAUCGUAGCCUGCCACGUGAAAUGGUUGGCAUUUCGGCGCUCUGCAAUCGUCUCAGCCAAAUGCUUUUCAAGCACCUGAGAUUUGAGCUACCGGGUCUGCGGAAGGAAGUCAACGAGAAGUAUAAGGAGACCGGCCACGAACUGGAUUUGCUUGGUGAUAAGCGUUCGACCGUUUCUGAUCAGCGUCGUUUCCUGAUGACGGUAAGCAAUGAGUUCCAAGAUAUCGUCAGAGCUGCGGUGACCGGACACUAUGAGCACGAUUUCUUUGGCGAUCUAGAUCCCGGUGAGCCAGUCAGCCACGAGAGCAACAUGCGUCGUCUCCGUGCUGUGGUACAACAUCAGAACUCUCAGUUCGCCACUGUCAUGCGCAAGUAUGGCCACAAAUAUGAGAUUGUCAACGAGGACGAUGAGUUGACCGUAGCGAGCGUCACAGAGCCAGUGCCUGCAUCGGCACAGUUAGUGGAUCUGGACGAGGGCUAUGCUGAGUUCGCGUUCUUACAGUUCGAAGUAUCACGCGAAGACGAAGUCAAGCGCGUUCGAAAGAUCAUGGUGCGUUCUCGUGGUCGCGAGCUGCCUGGUGCAUUCAACCCUUCGCUCAUCAGCCAACUGUUCUGGAACCAAUCAGCCAAUUGGAAGAUCAUGGCGGAAUAUCACGUCAAUCAAGUUGCUGCGGCCAUGAACGACUUUGUGAAAGCUGCGAUUGGCUUUUGCGUUUCUGAGGAUGUGGCCGAUCGCCUUCAGGCUCACAAAGUCGAUGCUGCUCUUGCCCAGCGCCUGGAGGACGCCAAGGCUGAGCUCUAUCGUGUCCUCGAGGAUACAAAACAUCAUCCCAUCACCUACGAUCCAGUCUAUGCUUCCAUCGUGCAGACAAUGCGGCACAAGAGGCAUGCUACUAGGCUGGAUGAGCUCGUCGAUCGCGCGGAGACCACGGUGUACAACGGGAGCAACAAGUCCCACGAGAAAUACCUAAGCCCAGCUGUCGUGAGGAGCGGUAUGGACAGUCUCAUGGAGCGUGACAUGGACAAGACGUCAGCCGAGGAAGCCCUAGACAGUCAACAAGCGUACUACAAGGUAAGAUUCCCUCAAAGAGCUGACAGGUCAGUGUAACUAAAUCCUGACACAGAGAGAAGUCGAGUACUUCGUCGCCUCUGUGGCCAAGCAGGUCAUCGAGCGCCAUCUUCUUCGUAACCUCGCCGGCAACACCAUAUCACCUAUCUUGGUCGGUGAUAUGACUGAUGAGGAUGUUGCCUUGAUCGCUGCUGAGCCAGAGGAGACGACUCGCAAGCGCGACUUCCUGGAAGCUCGCAAGAAGAUCUUCCAGUCUGCUCUUAGACUUUUGAAGUGA